AAUUAAAAUUCCUAAAUUUUUUUAAAAUUGUGUCAUCUAUGGGCAUAAGUUUCUCAACAAAUACCUGGGGAAUCAAUAACAUAAAUUUGUAUGGAGCUCAAAAAGUAGGAAACGAACAAAUACAAACAUUAGCGGGACUAUUCGCUCACAUAAAUCUUGAUGAAGGACCUCUUGUGCAAGGAUUGUUUGCUGAAACAAAUGUUGUAGGAAAUGCUGUCAAUGUUACUUAUACCACCAUCUCAAGGGAGGGUGAUAAUCUGCAGGGCAGUUUUCGUUUACAGCUAUUUAAGCAGGAAUUAUGGGAACUGAAUUUAAAUUUCUUUCAUAAUAUUACAAAUAUUUAUAAUUUUUUCAAAUUUUCUCGUUUUGGUGGCAAUAUUUGUUGGAGUUUUCCCCAAGAGGGCAAUAUGCUGGAAUUAGGUGUUUCUCAUAUUCCUUUAUUCCAUACCACCACUUUAGACUUGAUCUGUAAAACGAAUUUAUGGAAAAGUAAAAAUGACUCUUUUAACAUUGAUCUUACUACCAAUAUGACGUUCAAUAUAAGAGGUCCUUUAGUGGGUCAGCAUAAUUUUGUGGCCUCUUUGACGUUAUCUUAUGAUCUGUGGCAUACAGUGCUUAAAGAAAAAGUUUUAACAAAUUAACAUUUUAAAGCAAUUUACAAUGUAAUAAAAUGUUUAAAAUAAAAAUAGAAAGAAACGUUUUAAAAUAUCAUAAAAAUGUAAUGUAACUGUAACGUGUGAUGUUCUAGUGCGAUAUGGUGGCGGCUUGAGUGGUUGUGUUUAUUACCAAAUGAUUAUGACCAAAAAAUUACUUGACACAAAGCUGUGAUUAUCUUUUAGAAAGAAAUUUA
This is a messenger RNA of Lucilia cuprina (Australian sheep blowfly), 850 nucleotides long. Its product is annotated as attacin-A-like. Gene Ontology annotation, biological process: defense response to bacterium. The transcript has 2 exons. NCBI's taxonomy places the organism in Eukaryota, Metazoa, Arthropoda, Insecta, Diptera, Calliphoridae. The coding region runs from base 39 to 641 and encodes 200 amino acids. Gene Ontology annotation, cellular component: extracellular region. The record is from RefSeq and is a predicted model, not a curated record.